Molecule: messenger RNA, 471 nt
Organism: Colletotrichum destructivum
Lineage: Eukaryota; Fungi; Ascomycota; Sordariomycetes; Glomerellales; Glomerellaceae
Exons: 2
Coding region: 1-471 (156 amino acids)
Source: RefSeq, a predicted model, not a curated record
AUGAUUGCCUUACAACUCCAUUCCCUUUGCUUGGUCUCGAUGCUCCUUAGGCGAGACAGGCACAUACCGAAUGGAAGAAAGGGGGAAGGUGGGCAGUGCUGGCAAGCCGCUUUCUUCCCGGCAAACUUCCGGGACACCUUCCCGAUAACGAGGUGCCUAGGUAGUCGCGAAGUUGUGACGCCACGAACUGCCAACUGGCAGGUAAGGGUUCAGAAGCCCAACACGACAGUCACCGCCGAAACACUGUCACCAGUGACUACGUACAUGGUCAUGGUCAUGGUCACACCUACCGCUUGCACAGCACAUCGCACCGCACAUCAUGGGUCUCUCGCCGGCACAGGCCCGCACGUUGCGAGCGGAAGCCCUUCCCCGGUGCGCCACGACAUCGUUCUCCGUCCCUUCGUGCCAUCUCGCAUCUCGUCACCGUCAAGCCUUCCACAGCACCUCGGGCAUUCUACAAAGUACAAGUAG